Messenger RNA from Ctenopharyngodon idella (grass carp), 2987 nucleotides. RefSeq names its product RAD21 cohesin complex component b (gene rad21b). Gene Ontology annotation, biological process: replication-born double-strand break repair via sister chromatid exchange; synaptonemal complex assembly; mitotic sister chromatid cohesion. The coding region runs from base 203 to 2116 and encodes 637 amino acids. Gene Ontology annotation, cellular component: synaptonemal complex; cohesin complex. Gene Ontology annotation, molecular function: protein binding; chromatin binding. The record is from RefSeq and is a predicted model, not a curated record. Lineage: Eukaryota; Metazoa; Chordata; Actinopteri; Cypriniformes; Xenocyprididae. The transcript has 14 exons.
UGCAGUAGAAACAUCCAGCUCGUUUUAUAUGAAGCUCGCGGCGGGAGGGGGCGUCGCCAUUUUGUUUGUUUUAGUGAAACCCUACGGUGGGAGGAGGGUGAGAAAGGUACCCUAGAUACGGUUGCUAAAUACGGAAAGCUACGAUAGGAACGUUCCGCGUUCAGCGUCCCCCUCCACCUCAGUGUGAGAAGGUGCAGGGACGAUGUUCUACGCCCACUUUGUCCUCAGCAAACGUGGGCCGCUGGCCAAAAUCUGGUUGGCGGCCCACUGGGAUAAGAAGCUGACCAAAGCACAUGUGUUUGAGUGCAAUCUGGAGAGCAGCGUAGAGAGCAUCAUCUCUCCAAAGGUAAAAAUGGCUCUCCGUACAUCUGGUCACUUACUCCUGGGCGUGGUGAGGAUCUACCACAGAAAAGCCAAGUACCUGCUGGCAGACUGCAAUGAGGCUUUUAUUAAGAUUAAAAUGGCUUUUCGCCCAGGUGUGGUCGACCUGCCUGAGGAGAACCGUGAAGCUGCCUACAACGCCAUUACAUUACCCGAGGAAUUUCAUGACUUCGAUCAGCCUCUUCCGGACUUGGACGACAUUGACGUUGCUCAACAGUUCACCCUGAAUCAGUCCCGUGUGGAGGAGAUCACCAUGCGAGAGGAAGUGGGAAACCUCAGUCUACUGCAAGAGAAUGAUUUUGCUGAUUUUGGGAUGGAUGACCGAGAGAUGAUGCGAGAGGAAGGUGCAUUUGAAGUGGACAUCAUCCACGGGGCGUCCGCAUCUAACCUGCUGCUGGAGUCAGAGUCAAGUAGCGUACAGAUGGCCGACAAGCCCAAUCACCUAGAGUACGACCAGUACAAGGACGACUUUGGAGACAACCCUAUGGAGAGCACAGAGGGAGGCAUGCUGGUGGACAAGCUUCUCAGCAACGAGGAUGGAGGUGGUAUUUUUGACGACCCUCCUGCCAUCUCUGAGGGUGUGAUGAUGCCCCAAGACCACGGUGGAGAUGAUGAUGAUGAUUUUGACAACCUUUCACCAGCAGGAGGUCCAGACAGUCCUGAUUCUGGUCCUGUUGAGCAGCUGCCCACCAUGACAGACCAGACUGAACAGACCACCCUAGUCCAUAAUGAGGAGGAGGCUUUUGCUUUGGAGCCCAUUGACAUCACAGUGAAAGAAACCAAAGCAAAAAGAAAGAGGAAGCUGAUUGUGGACAGUGUGAAGGAGCUGGACAGUAAGACCAUCCGUGCCCAGCUGAGCGACUACUCUGACAUUGUCACCACUCUGGAUCUGGCUCCCCCUACCAAGAAGCUGAUGAUGUGGAAGGAAACAGGAGGAGUGGAGAAGCUGUUUUCUCUGCCAGCUCAGCCCCUCUGGAACAGCAGACUGCUCAAGAUGUUCACACGCUGCCUGACCCCUCUGGUGCCCGAUGAACUGAGGAAGAGGAGGAAGGGUGGAGAAGCAGACAGCUUGGACGAGUUCCUCAAAGACCUGGAGAACCCUGAGGUUCCUCGAGAAGAGGCCUUGUCUCAGCAAAGAGACAUCAUUGAUCAGACCAUCUUGGAGGAGCCCAGUGUUCUGCAGGCUUCAGCCAUGGAGGGCAGUCGCACGACCCUCGAUGAAUCAGUCAUGCCUCCUCCAUCUGGACACCGCGGACAAAAGCGCAAAGCUCAGGACGCAGAGCCUGCCUUACCUAUGCUCGAGGAUGAUCGUUCCUCCAUUGUUUCCACGCGGCACGUGAACAUGCAGCAGGUGGACCUUCCCCCUGAGGAGCCAACCAGCAUCUCACAGCUCAUCCCUGAGCUCGACCUAAUAGGAGAGAAGAGCAAAGAGAAGAAGGAUGAUGAGGAGGAAGACGAGGAGGAAGAAGGUCAGAGCGGGGACCAGGAUCAGGAAGAGAGGAGGUGGAACAAGAGAACGCAGCAGAUGCUGCACGGUUUACAGAGAGUCAUUGCUAAGACUGGAGCAGAAUCGAUCAGCUUGCUGGAACUGUGCAGAAACAACAACAAGAAACAAGCAGCUGCGAAGUUCUACAGCUUUCUGGUGCUAAAGAAACAGCAGGCAGUGGAGCUCAGGCAGGACGAGCCCUACAGCGACAUCAUCGCCACCCCUGGCCCCAGAUUUCACAUCAUAUAGACUCUUAAAGCUCAACACUGGCAGAUUGUAUUCUUUUUAAUGGUUUUGUUUGUAUAUGAUGUGUUAUGUAUAUCUGUGCAUGUGCAUUUUAAUGCAUACUACAUGUGCUCUCUGUCUUACAUGCGAAAAAAGACUUUUAUAAUGUUGAAAAAGUGCUUCUUAUAGCAACUUGCAAAGGCUUUGAGCCUUCAGUUGGUUUUCUUUAAUCAUGUUUUCAGAUGCUUUUAUUUAAUGAGUCUUAUUGUUUUGCAUGCUUAGAAUUACAUGUUGACAUGCAACAUAAUUGUUUACUUUCAUGAAAGUGUUUUCGUUGUUGUUUAAACUUAAAAGAGUAACAUUUUAGCUGCUCCAAAGAUAAAAAAUUAAAAGUUAAUAGUUUUUAUGUUUAGAAAAAAAUACAAUGAAAGUGUAUUUUGAUUUUCAGAAAGCUACUACAGUAACAGUACUACUUCCUUAAAGUCUCUCUGAGCUUCAGUGUUGUGAGCAUUCACCCAAAAGCAGCUGUAGUUUUGCUUGUCAGCCAGACAAAUGUUAUAUAUUGGUUAUUAUUUUAUUGGAUAAAAUAAUGUGCCAUUUGUUGUAAAGAUAAAUUUUGUAAUUGUGCAAGCACUUUUUAAAGCAGUCUCACACUUUGGUUUUAUCGAUGUUAGACUCUGUUUUGUAUGUCACAGUAAUUAAACACUAUCUGUUACAGUGCAGUACAGUCCUUUAUUUAAAUGCCUUGUUUUAUUCAUAUUGGUAUAAAAACAAUUCAAAAUAAUGUUGAUAACAGGUUAUAUUAUUAUAAUCUUACACAUCACGUAAUUUGCCUGUAGCCCUGGCUUGGUACUACCGUGUUGCGUAAUUUUUGUAAUAAACAGUAAUUAAUUAA